This is a messenger RNA of Mauremys mutica (yellowpond turtle), 3333 nucleotides long. Its product is annotated as bromodomain-containing protein 2-like. The record is from RefSeq and is a predicted model, not a curated record. The transcript is spliced from 12 exons. Gene Ontology annotation, biological process: regulation of DNA-templated transcription; chromatin remodeling. Gene Ontology annotation, cellular component: nucleus; chromatin. NCBI's taxonomy places the organism in Eukaryota, Metazoa, Chordata, Testudines, Geoemydidae. The coding region runs from base 226 to 2532 and encodes 768 amino acids.
CGUUGGAGCGUCACGUGACGGCGGCAGCCAAUCAGCGCGGCGGUGACGUAGGCGGCGGCUCCCUCCGCCCCGGGAUGCGCUGGGCCCCCGCCCGGGCGGGGCGCCGCGGGGAUCGCGGCCGGGCUCCGCCGGGGGCGAGGAGAUGGGACCCCCGCGCCCCGGGACGGGGCUUUGCCGCCCGCCCGGCAGCCCAUCCGGAUUUUGGGGGAGGGCAGUACUGGGCUCAUGGGCCUGGCGACGGAGUCGACCCCAGGCAAGCGGAUCCGCAAGCCGUCACUGCUCUACGAGGGUUUCGAGAGCCCCACCAUGGCGUCGGUGCCAGCCCUGCACCUGCCUCAGGUGAACCCUCCACCACCGGAGGUGUCCAACCCCAAAAAGCCAGGCAGGGUCACCAACCAACUGCAGUAUCUCCACAAGGUGGUGAUGAAGGCCCUGUGGAAACAUCAGUUCGCCUGGCCCUUCCGCCAGCCUGUCGAUGCUGUCAAGCUGGGCCUGCCGGAUUAUCACAAGAUCAUCAAGCAGCCCAUGGACAUGGGGACCAUCAAGCGGCGUCUGGAGAACAGCUUUUACUGGGGGGCGGCGGAGUGCAUGCAGGACUUCAACACCAUGUUCACCAACUGUUACAUCUACAACAAGCCCACGGAUGACAUUGUGCUGAUGGCCCAGACCCUGGAGAAGAUUUUCCUGCAGAAAGUGGCUCAGAUGCCUGCAGAGGAGCAGGAGAUUGUCAUCACCGUGGCCAAGAACAGCCACAAGAAGGGGGCUUCCCGGGCGGCAGCUCUCCUGGCAGGAGCAGUCACUGCAGCUCACCAAGUGCCCGCAGUCUCCUCGGUCUCGCACGCCUCGCUCUACACCCCAAGCGCUGAGAUCCCCACCACUGUGCUCAGUAUCCCCCACCCCUCGGUGAUCUCGGCACCGCUUCUCAAAUCACUGCACUCCGCUGCCUGCCAGCCAGUGCUGGCUGUGCCCGCGCCCACGCAGCCCGUGGCCAAGAAGAAGGGUGUGAAGCGAAAAGCGGACACCACCACCCCCACCACCACAGCCAUCAUCGCCACCAGUGGGGAGUCGUCCCCGUCGGCCACCCUUCUGGAGCCCAAAGCGGCCAAGAUCCCCACCCGGCGGGAGAGCGGGCGCCCCAUCAAGCCCCCCAAGAAGGACCUGCCCGACUCGCAGCAGCACCAGACCUCCAAGAAGGGCAAGCUGUCCGAGCAGCUCAAGUAUUGCAACGGCAUCCUCAAGGACCUGGUGUCCAAGAAGCACGCGGCCUACGCCUGGCCCUUCUACAAGCCCGUCGACGCCUCGGCCCUGGGGCUGCACGACUACCACGAGAUCAUCAAGUGCCCCAUGGACCUCAGCACCGUCAAGCGGAAGAUGGAGAACCGGGAUUACCACGACGCGCAGGAAUUUGCUGCCGACGUCCGGUUAAUGUUCUCCAACUGCUACAAGUACAACCCGCCCGACCACGACGUCGUGGCCAUGGCUCGCAAGCUGCAGGACGUGUUCGAGUUCAGCUAUGCCAAGAUGCCGGACGAGCCCCUGGACACCAACCCGCCGUCAGCCGGGCUGUCUGGAGCCCUCUCCAAAUCCUCCUCCGAGGAGUCGUCCAGCGACGACGAGGAUGAGGACGAAGAUGAGGAUGAGGACGACGAGGAGAGCAGCAGCGAGAGUUCGUCGGAGAGCGAGGAGAGCUCCGACUCGGAGGAGGAGCGCGCCAACCGGCUGGCGGAGCUGCAGGAGCAGCUGAGGGCAGUGCAUGAGCAGCUGGCCGCCUUGUCGCAGGGCCCGGUCUCCAAGCCCAAAAAGAAGCGGGAGAGGAAGGAGAAGAAAAGGAAGAAGAAAUCGGAGAAGCACAAGGGCCGGGGAGGCGAUGAGGAGGCGCGGGCACGCCAGGCCCAGCUGAAGAAGGCCAAGAAGGCAGGGGGCAGCAGUGGAGGGACCAGCGGGAGCAGCAGCAGCAGCAUCACCAAGAAUUCCAGUAAGGUGUCGAAGGCGGCGCUGCCGGCACCCCCCGUGCUCUACGACUCGGAAGAGGAGGAGGAGAGCAAGCCCAUGACCUACGACGAGAAGCGCCAGCUCAGCCUGGACAUCAACAAGCUGCCGGGGGAGAAGCUGGGGCGGGUGGUGCACAUCAUCCAGUCGCGGGAGCCCUCGCUGCGCGACUCCAACCCCGAGGAGAUCGAGAUCGACUUCGAGACCCUCAAGCCCUCCACCCUGCGGGAGCUGGAGCGCUACGUGCUGUCCUGCCUGCGCAAGAAGCCGCGCAAGCCCUACAGCGAGACCAUGAAGAAGCCGGUGGGGAAGACGAAGGAGGAGCUGGCGCUGGAGAAGAAACGGGAGCUGGAGAAGCGGCUGCAGGACGUGAGCGGCCAGCUCAACUCCACCAAGAAGCCCCCCAAGAAGGCCAACGAGAAGCCGGAGUCUGCCCAGCAGGUGCCCGUGUCGCGGCUCAGCGCCAGCAGCUCCAGCUCCGACUCCAGCAGCAGCAGCUCCAGCUCCUCGUCCUCGGACACCAGCGACUCGGAUUCCGGCUAGAGCGGUGGCGGCGAUGGCAGUGGGCGGGCGGCAUCGCGGCCGGGUGGAAGCGUGGGCAGGUUCAGAAGAGGCUCUGCGGGACCGGACCCCAUGUGAACCGGACUGAGCAGCUCCACCCGGCAGGCAGCACCCCCAAGGCGGGGGAGGGUGCCAGUGACUGCCCCCUCACGGACAUGGGCACUGCCCCAGUGUUUACAGUUCGGAGGCCCCUGGGGGUUGUCGGCGCAGAGGCACCUGCCGGGCACAGCCUGUGCAGGCCCCGGCGCGACCCCAGCCAGGUUUUACCGUUUGGUUUGGUUUGGUUCUGACGCAUGGGAGCUUUUCCCAGCGCAGAGUUUGGGUUUUAAAGGGUUUGGAAGUCUCCACGCUUGGAUUUGCUCUUGGGGCUGGAGGUUUGGGGGGGGCUGGCCGGACAGAUGGAAGCCGCAAGCCCCUCACGUGCUCUGGGCUGCAUCGCUGGCCCCCCAUCUCACGUCCCACCAGCGGCCUCGUCCCCUUCUCCGGGGAGGGUUUAUUUAUUUGAGCAGCGGUUGGGCCGCGAGGCCCUGCAGAGACGGGUGUCGCCCGCCCGGCUCCAGGACUGCAGUGUACAGAGCCCGCGGGGGCACGGCCCGGGCAGCAUGCUCCUUACUGGGGGGCGGGGAGGGGAGGGGGGCUGUUUUUUAUGUUGACUGUACAAUUGUUUUCUACUCCUUCCUUUUCCCUCCCCGUCCCCUGCCCGGCCUGUCAGACCCCGAGGGCGGGCUCAGCUGUUCUGACCUUUCCAGCCUGGAACAUGUAAAUAAAGAAAAUAUUAUUGGA